AUGAUAUCAAAGCCUCACGUCGUUCCGUGGGGGGAGGGGGUUGUCGCGCCGGUACUUGCAUUCGAAGACCUGUUGCGAGCGAUUGCGAGGGAGCUGGACAGGUUCGGGAACUCGCGUCCGAUUCUCAUGUCCGGGGACUUCAACGCGAAACACACAUCGUGGUCAGGGUACGCAACUAACGCGCGCGGCCGAUUAAUAAGACAAUGGUUAGACGAGCGUCAUCUCAUCGUGUGGAACGCCAAAGGCGUCAAGACGUGCGUGCGGUCCACCGGCGGGUCCACGAUCGAUCUCACGAUUUCAUCCGGUUCGACGGCGGCGCGGGUCUCCGACUGGGAGGUCAUUUCCAACUUCGAGUCCCUCAGCAAUCACGCCUACAUGGCGUUCUCGUUCGGGGAUCCUCGGAGCUCGGGGGGGGGGGCAGUCUCCUCACCGGAGGAGUCCUCGCCCCGGUGGAGUCUGAGGUCGUUCGACAACGAACGGCUCGCCAAAAUCGGCUCGCGCUCGACGACUCGGAAACGGCCGAAGUACUGGUGGACGGACGAGAUAGGAGAAUUGUGGAAGGAGUCCUGUCUCCCACGUUGCCGGUUCGUCGGCAAAAAAAGGCAACUGAUCAAACAGGGAGGACGCUACGAGGACAUCGCGAACAACGACGAGCUCGCGCGUUUUAAGGCGGAGUGGAGGGCUACCCGGAUCCGGGCCCGACGAGCGAUAUGGAGUUCUAAGGAGACGUGCUGGAAAGAACUCUUGAGCGAAGCGGAUUCGGAUCCGUGGGGUCUCCCGUUCGGUCUCGUGACCAACAAACUGAGAGAUUCGUCGGGACCGCUGACGGCCGGCAUGACGGAGGAGUUUCUCGCGGAAGUAAUCGCAGAGCUCUUCCCUCGCGUCGAGCCGUUCGCGUUUCCCCCGCCGGAUCUCUCGCACGACGCGAACCGCGACCGCGACACCGAAGUGACGGAGGGGGAGGUUCGCCUUCUUCUCGACGCGACCUCGAAGAGACGCUCGGCUCCGGACCCGAACGGCGUGCAUUACCACACUCUCGGCAAGUCUACCGGGGUGCUGUGUGCCCUCUACACCGCGUGUUUCCGAGAGGCGACGUUUCCGACGCCGUGGAAAGAAGCAAACUUGGUACUGCUGGACAAACCGGGUAGGGAUCCGACGACGCCGAGCGCAUACCGGCCGAUUUGUCUUCUCGACGUGGAGGGCAAGUUGUUUGAGCGCGUGAUAGCGUCCCGGAUCGACGAACACUUACGAUCAGAGGGAGGGAGGAACGACCUCUCUCCGAAUCAGUACGGCUUCCGGGUGGCCGUUCGACGACCGACGCACUCGUCCGCGUGUGCGCCGGUAUCCGGGACACGCUUCACCGGGGCGGCGUCGCGAUCGUCGUCUCCAUCGACAUCAAAAACGCGUUCAAACGGUACCUUGGUCCGCGAUAAGGGACGGGCUAACGUCGAAGUCCGUGCCAGAUUAUCUCGUGUCGGUGAUAGGGUCCUUCCUCUCGGAGAGGAAGAUCGCGUACGAGAAACUGGACGGAUCGACGGGAAGGGCGGAUGUGUUCUGCGGCGUGCCUCAGGGAUCAAUCCUAGGACCACUCCUGUGGAACAUCGCCUACGACCGCGUCCUCAGCCGAACCGUUCUCUUCGAAGGCGUAUCGUUGACUUGCUACGCCGACGACACUCUGCUCCUCGCGACCGGCCAUCCGGGACACCGGUCUCCGGGUGUCUCUGCCGAAGACGGAAGCUUGCGGGUUUCAUCAUCCGCGAAACCCGCGUCCUCGUUACCGUGAACAACGUAAGAAUCGGACUGGGUGGCUCGCUGAAAUACUUGGGUUUAGUUAUCGAUUCCGGCCUUCACUACGGGGAACAUCUGGCGCACCUCGAAUCGAAGAUCCGAGCCGUUAGCGCGACGUUAGGACGUCUGAUGCCGAACCUGCGCAGACCGCAGGUCAGGGUCAGGCGAUUAUACGCGACGGUCGUUCACUCCAUGGCCCUGUACGGAGCUCCGAUUAAGGCCGAGUCGGGACGUCGCGGCGGAGGUGGCUUGCCUUCUGUCGGGCACUCCCCCGCUCGAUCUCUUCGCGAUGGAGAGAUUCGUCCUCUAUUCGACGACGGAAGAAAACGUUACGGCGGCGAAAUCGUUGUCGCCCUGGGCCCCCGAGUGGGGGACUGGGUGGGGCAGGGUCACGGAAACUUGACCUAUCGUCUCGCUCAGAUUCUCACGGAUCACGGCGUGUUCGGCAGAGAGGAGACGACGGAGUGUUGUUUCUGCUGCGCGCCCGAGGACGACGUCGAGCACACGGUCGCGGAAUGUCCCUCGUGGAACGAACACAGGCAGCGGCUUGUCGGCGUCAUCGGACCCGACCGGUCGAUCCACGGCCUCGUGGACGCGUUGCUUCGCGGACCCCGGAAAUGGUCCGCGAUUUCGCGAUUUUCAAGGGUGAUCCUGCGGGCAAAAGAGGAUCACAAAUGCGAGGGCGAAAAGUCCGGAAUUUGUCGUCGUAUGUUCCGGGCGAGUAGGGUUAGGCUAAGAGAAGGAAAAAUCCCGCUGAUGAGGAAGAAGAGGAAGAGGAGGAGGAUGAAGGAACUGUUCCGAACCAUCGUCAUCAGCCCAGGGAGAGGAAACGUCGUCGUCGGAAGGAGAAGGAAGACGAAGACGAGGAUGCAGAUGACGACGACGAUGUCUUCGAUUAGCGAGGUGCGACGACGAACGAAAGCUUCGUCGUCGGUGAGUCUUCUUUCCAACCUCUAG
Molecule: messenger RNA, 2745 nt
Organism: Pediculus humanus corporis (human body louse)
Lineage: Eukaryota; Metazoa; Arthropoda; Insecta; Psocodea; Pediculidae
Product: endonuclease/reverse transcriptase, putative
Exons: 5
Coding region: 1-2745 (914 amino acids)
Molecular function (GO): catalytic activity
Source: RefSeq, a predicted model, not a curated record